AUAUUUUCCCUUAGCUAUUCAGAAGAAAAUGUUUGAAAUAAAUUAUAGUAAAAAGCCCAAAAACCAACUCUAAGGUCAAAUUCUGGUUAUGGAGCCAGAAAUUUGUAGCCAUAAUUGUGCUUAAAUAACAAUUUUUUUUAUUCUAUAAUUACUUCAGUUUAGACAUCGACGAAUGGAGUAGUGUGAACGGGUAACGGUGGCUCUUCUCAUUCACACAAUUGCUAUUUGUUGCAUAGAACUUUGCUCCAUCCUAUUAAUUGGCGGUGAACCAACGAAGUGCCGCUCAUUAACUAGCUAAAUGACUUGAAAAAUGUACUACUUAAACUCCCCCUGACCUCCUCCUAACCCACACACCAACGACUGUAGUCAUCUACGGCACACAAACAGGGUCACGGAUGAACUCAGCCAUGGAGACGGAUGGAGGAGUGAAGCAGUUCAGGCUCCAGAUCGACAUGCAGUGCCGCUGCAUGGGUUGCAUCAAGAAGAUCGAGCAGGCAAUGGUUUCCAUCGGAAGCGUCAGUGGAGUUGGAAGUUCAGUUGCAAAUGUUGAUACAGGGACUGUGGCAGUGAUGGGGAAUGUGAAUCCAACGAAGCUUUGCCACUGGCUCAAGAGGAGGAUAAGGAAAGAUGUCAAAAUUGUGUACCCUGAUCAACCAGUUCAGAACAGCAACCAGAAACUGGUAAUGGUUCUAGGGAGCAGUUCAAAUGCCAAUGGCGCACACACUACACCAUCAGCUCCACCAAUACAAGAUAUUAUGUCCUGGGAUUCAGUACCAUCAGGUGUUCAAUCAAAUAAUCAGAGCUUGUAUUUGAUCGAGGAGAAGAUCAGGGACCUCGAGAAGGUCAGGGAUAUGCUGAAGAUACAGAACCUGGAGACAGAGCUGGUUUCUGUCAGGUGUGAGCUUAAACAGUCAAGGGAAGCUAUCGAUGGAAGUAAGAAGACUCUGCUGGAUAGUGCUUUGAAUCAGCUGGAAGCCUAUCAUAAACUAGAAGCACUCAGUCAUUCACCAUACCAGUGAAGGAAGUUGCGCAAUCUAUUCAAAAAUGCAUUUUCACUGCAACAUUACUUCUAUACACUUUAUUUUCUGUAGUCCAAUUGUUUUUGCUACCUGACAAGUGACAAGUAAACCAGAACUUUAAUUUAAGAUUUUUAAGCCUCUGAAUCCUGUAUCCAUGGUUUCUUGAACUCCAGAAACAAUGGGAUUUAAUUGAUAUAAAGCAUUCAAC
Oryza brachyantha (malo sina) is the source of this 1227-nucleotide messenger RNA. RefSeq lists its product as uncharacterized. Lineage: Eukaryota; Viridiplantae; Streptophyta; Magnoliopsida; Poales; Poaceae. Gene Ontology annotation, molecular function: metal ion binding. The transcript is spliced from 4 exons. Bases 396 to 1019 code for a protein of 207 amino acids. The record is from RefSeq and is a predicted model, not a curated record.